This is a messenger RNA of Drosophila simulans, 1002 nucleotides long. RefSeq lists its product as uncharacterized. The record is from RefSeq and is a predicted model, not a curated record. The coding region runs from base 50 to 622 and encodes 190 amino acids. Lineage: Eukaryota; Metazoa; Arthropoda; Insecta; Diptera; Drosophilidae. The transcript has 3 exons.
GACUAUAAAAGCAAGUAGGUUGCAACUAAUAUUGUCAAUUUAACCAGAAAUGUUUACGUUUUGUGUUUCAUCGCUUUUAUUAGUGUGGAUUUUUGCAAACCUUUACAAUGGUUGUGCGGCAAAGCCCAACUGGGAGGCAACGCCAAUGUCGAUUACAGGUACCACCACAAAUCCCAGUGCCAUGGACAUGAAUCUGCGAAUUGAGCGCAUUUCCAGGUCGGAAUUCGGGUUUUCAGGCACAUUCUUCUGGAAUAUUGAUAUGGACGACAGCGUGAUGGUCGAGAUGCGUAUUCUGAGCAGUUACUCCGGUGACGAGUCCGAUUACAAACUGACUCCCAUGUCCAUUCCACCGCAGAAAUUCACCGAAUACAUCAAUACCUUUUACAAGGACAUGUUGAUGCCGAAUCUGGGCAAUUGCACCGAUUUGCCCGUCUAUGAAAAUGAAUUUGUACCGCCCUGGCCCCUGGCGACCUACAAUUUCACCCGCUGCGCUCUGAACGGCGAAGGAUUGCCGGAUAUUUUGGCAGAUGGCUACUAUAAAGGCGAAGCCAUCAUCACCGCCCAGCCAACUGUUGAAGUCACCGUGGCCGUCGUUCUGCGGAUCAGAACGAAAAUGUUCUAAAUACACUCGAGUAUUAAAAUCGCAGAACAUCUUCCAAUCUAUUGCCAACUGUUUUUGCUGUUGGGCAUUUCCGAGGUGUGGGCCGAAUUCCAGCUGCGACGAGGAGAUCGUCAUAAAAUUCGACCGACUCAGGGGCCAAUAAAUGAACCGGGCCAGGUAAAAAUCGCUUUUAGCCAGCUGAAGUCGGGCGGAGAGGCAGGCAGCAGGCAGUUCGAGUGUGAAAUUGGCAAGACAUGUUUGGAAACUGUUGUGGUAAGAAAAAAGAGUGUUUGCGGCAGUGUUAGUUGGAGGGAGCGAGGGGAACUUCAAGCAAAAUUGCACCAAGUGUCGCUGGCACUGAGAAAAAAGGGUUUUGGCCAAAGAAAAACGAACUGGCUUAA